AUGUUCCCCCCGAGGCGUCCUGCAUUUCAUCCAACAGACAGAGGAAUAGCACCGAAUGUCGGCUACCAGAGCAAGGUUCGAGUCAUCGACCGCUACAAGGUCAUCGGCUUUAUUAGCAGUGGAACCUAUGGCCGAGUCUACAAGGCCGUCGGCCGUCAAAACCAGACGGGCGAGUUUGCAAUCAAGAAGUUCAAGCCCGACAAGGAGGGCGAACAGAUCCAAUAUACGGGGAUAUCGCAGUCAGCAGUUCGGGAAAUGGCCCUCUGUUCGGAACUCAGCCAUCCAAAUGUUAUCAAGCUGAUCGAGAUCAUCCUGGAGGACAAGUGCAUCUUCAUGGUGUUCGAGUAUGCGGAGCAUGAUUUGCUCCAGAUCGUCCACCACCACACGCAGCCCACAAGGCAUCCGAUCCCGCCACCGACCGUCAAGAGUAUCAUGUUUCAGCUUCUGAACGGCUGUCAAUAUCUACAUAGCAACUGGGUGCUCCACCGAGACUUAAAGCCUGCAAAUAUCAUGGUUACGUCUAGCGGCGAAGUCAAAAUCGGAGAUCUUGGGCUUGCACGGCUCUUCAAUAAACCGCUGCAUUCGCUAUUUAGCGGUGACAAGGUAGUCGUCACGAUAUGGUACCGUGCCCCGGAGCUGCUCCUUGGGUCGAGGCAUUACACACCAGCCAUCGACAUGUGGGCUAUAGGAUGCAUCUUUGCAGAGCUGCUCUCACUGCGGCCUAUCUUCAAAGGCGAGGAGGCAAAGAUGGAUUCCAAGAAGACCGUACCCUUUCAGCGGAACCAGAUGCAAAAGAUCGUCGAGAUCAUGGGGUUGCCCAGGAAAGAGCAAUGGCCACACCUGGUCAAUAUGCCAGAAUACGCGCAGCUGCAAACAUUACCUACAAGCUCUCAUAACAAGUCUGGGGGGUCAAAUCUCGAGAAAUGGUAUUACAGUACCAUUAAUUCUCACUCGGCAACCUCUGUGAUGUCUUCCAAUUCUUCACUGGGGGCCGAGGGAUACAAGCUCUUGAGUGGAUUAUUGGAGUACGACCCCGAGAAGCGGUUAACCGCACAGCAAGCUCUGCAGCACCCAUUUUUCAGCACGGGCGACAAGGUAUCAGCGAAUUGCUUCGAGGGCAUGAAGAUGGAGUAUCCGCAUCGGAGAGUGAGUCAGGACGACAAUGAUAUUCGCACGAGCAGCUUGCCAGGCACCAAAAGAAGCGGACUGCCGGAUGAUUCUAGGCCCAUGAAGAGGAUGAAGGAAUGA
This is a messenger RNA of Venustampulla echinocandica, 1248 nucleotides long. RefSeq names its product Kinase-like protein. Bases 1 to 1248 code for a protein of 415 amino acids. Gene Ontology annotation, cellular component: mediator complex; nucleus. The transcript has 3 exons. The record is from RefSeq and is a predicted model, not a curated record. NCBI's taxonomy places the organism in Eukaryota, Fungi, Ascomycota, Leotiomycetes, Helotiales, Pleuroascaceae. Gene Ontology annotation, biological process: protein phosphorylation. Gene Ontology annotation, molecular function: RNA polymerase II CTD heptapeptide repeat kinase activity; ATP binding; cyclin-dependent protein serine/threonine kinase activity.